CCGCAGGAGCAGGAUCGAUGGAGAGGGCGUCUUCCUCCUCGACCGCGGCCCCUUGGCCGAGCGAUUCGGGGUGGACGACGACGGGACGCUGCCCCCUCUGCGGCUGGGAGGAGAGCGGGGUCACCGUCGCCCUCAUCUUCGAGCACGCGUCGCGCUGCCGGGAGAGGCGAUUCGAGAUGCUGCAGCGCCAGGCGGAGGAGCGGAUUGCCGGUGAGCAAGCAAAGAAAGGUCGCGGCCAUGCGCAUAUCAAGCUUCGGAAGAACUAGUGUGCUGGCGCGUCAACGAGGAGGAUCGACCCAACACCGGAGUGGAAGAGUUCCAGAGGACCGACUGCAUGAGUAGUUUAGGUUUUAUAUUAGCCCUGUCCCGUAGGACUUUGCUGAACUCACGUAGAGUUUUAGCAAAAUUGGCUUAGGAAGCCAUAUACUAGAACAAAAAAUGCAGAUUUUACUGCACAUAUGCCACUAUACUGUAAUCAUUGAUGCCCAUAAAAGAUGGCAUUUUCUGUUAGAUGUUCCUUUAGUUUCCUUUUCUUCCAUCCGGUGCUUAUUUCUGCAAUAGGGGAACCUCUCUGCGUUCUUUUUGCGAAUGGAAUUGAGCUAGUAAAUGUUGGGUCUUUUCAGACUUCAUCUUUGUUUCUUUUUUGGAUUUAUUGUGAGUGAUUGACUCAAGGGUUUGACAGAGGUAUUUUCCGCUCUCUGAGGAUCUCUGCCACCGCAAUGGCAGCGGCUGGGAUGACAGGCAGUACAGGAGGGAGAACCUGCAGUACAGGCCUAAGAGUAAGCCAUCCUCUGUCUGCUUCUGAUGUUGAUCAGAAGUCUGAAGGGAAGGUGGAGCCUGCUGCUGAGGAAAAGCAGGUGGAAGCCCCUGCUCAGAAUGUUGUUGAAGCCGUCCCUGCCUCUGAAUCUGACAAGUCUACAGGGUUGUGCAAAAAGAUGAUUCUAAGAAGAGGGAGAGGGUGCCGAAAAGAAGCCAGAGGGAGAAGGUGCCGAUAAUGAGGGAGCCUAGAAGAAGGAUAAGACCAAUAAGACCAAGUGUCUCAGUGGCUCUGUCAAGAGGGAGCUGAAGAAGCAAAAGCCUAAGAAGGAAGACUCUGAUGGGGAUGCUCCUAAUGAGACUGCUCAGGAAGAGCAGGAGGCUCCCAUUGAACAAGAGAAAAUUGUGAUUGCCCUUGAAGAAUAUGAGAAGAUGCAAGAAAGGAAGAAGUCCCAGGAGGCCUCUAAACCUGAGGAGAGGAGGGCUGCUGCUGUAGAUUUUGAGGGUCUCCAGCUCUUAGAGAAGAAGAAGAUUGAGGAUGAUGCUAAAUUGAAGGCGGAAAAUGUUCGCAAGGCAAAGGAGGCUGCUGCAAAGGAAGCCAAGCCUCGCAAGGCUAUCAGCAUCCAGGAGUACCUGAAGCCAGAGGAUGGUUCAGAGUACGUGCCUCCUACCCCACCGAGGCGCCCUCAAAAUGGACAGGGGAGGCCGUGGCAACGUUGCUUACAAUGGCUGCAGCAGCCGUGACAGCAGCUCUGAGUGCCGGGUCUACAAAGCUGGCCGCGGCCAUCACUCCUUCAUGUUCCACAACGCCGAGGCCAAGGCCAACGCUAACGACAGUGGCGCCCCAAGGAGGGUUGAGGGUUACAAUGGCGAGCACCGGCAAGGCGGCUACCACUUACCAGCAAGGUGGGUACAAUAGCGGCAGGGGCAGCGGCAGGUACCAGGAGCGCCAGGAUGGGUACAAUGGCGAGCGCUGGGAUCAGCAGGGUGGGUACUACCAGGAGCGCAGGGAUGCCUGCAAUGGCGACCGCCGGGAGCAAGGCAGGUACAAUGGUGGUGGCCGGGGCAAUGGUGGUUACCAGGAGCGCAGGGAUGCCUACAAUGGCAACCGCCAGGAGCAAGGCCGGUACAAUGGUGGCCGGGGCAACGGUUACCAGCAGCACCAGGAUGGCUACAAUGGUUACCGGGGUGGGUACUACAACAGUGGGCGGGGCAAUGGCGGAUACCACCAGGGCGGCAACUACCGGCAGAGGCAAGCUCCCAAGCCAAAGGAGGAGGAUAAAGUGGUGAUCACAGAGGCCGACUUCCCAGCUCUAGGUGGCGCAUCUCAGGCGCAGUCCCAGGCCUAGAUAGGUCUUUUUUUCUUUCUUAUUAUUAAGAGGGAGAGGAGAGUUUAGAGGAAAGAAGAGGAGACAGUUUUGUAACAGAGCUACUACGUGGUAUCAUGUGUUGCCCUGGGUUUAUUAUAAGCUUUGGUGUUAGUUUACUUGUCAAUUGUUUUGUUUCUGAUGAAGUGUGGGCUGUGAUAUGGUUUUGUUGUCGUUGAAAUUGCAAUAGGAAGCAGAAGAUUUUUGGCAAAAUCAA
Molecule: messenger RNA, 2340 nt
Organism: Triticum dicoccoides
Lineage: Eukaryota; Viridiplantae; Streptophyta; Magnoliopsida; Poales; Poaceae
Product: translation initiation factor IF-2-like
Exons: 5
Coding region: 1482-2105 (207 amino acids)
Source: RefSeq, a predicted model, not a curated record